CCGCAGUCGGGGUUUCAUUCUCGACCCUCUCUCUUGAAGGUUUUUUCUCAACUCGAAGCUCACCACCACCAGCUCGGCAGUCGAUGGCAUUGUAUGUUUCGUCGACCAACCAACUAUCGAGCCUUCAUCCACUCAGCCUUCAGACCGCAACUCCGCCAGAUAAGGAACAUGACGCCCGAUCACGAACCCAACGAAACGCCGGCUGCUGCCCCCCAGGAAGAAAUAUCGAAAAGCGCAUUGAAACGUGCGGCCAAGGAAGCUCAGCGAGCCGCUCUCAGAGCUGCUAAAGGCGUCCGACAAACACCAGAAGCCAACAAGGCAGGAUCGGGUAGUCGAGCAGCCGCCAAGAAGGAGAAAGCCGAAACGAAGGUGAUCGAACCCAUCUUCGUGAAUAAUGUUCCCGAGGGUGAUAAGAAAGAUAUGAGUGAGCCAAUGGCCAGCGGAUAUCAUCCACCAGCCGUCGAGUCAGCAUGGUAUUCUUGGUGGGUCAAAUCCGGAUUCUUCGAGCCCGAAUUCGGCCCCGAUGGCAAGAUCCUACCCGCCGGCGUCUUCGUCGUCCCAGCUCCCCCUCCUAACGUCACCGGAAGCCUACACAUCGGUCACGCCUUAACAAUUGCGAUUCAAGAUACCCUCGUUCGUUGGAACCGAAUGUUGGGCAAGACCGUUCUUUUUAACCCCGGAUUCGAUCAUGCUGGAAUCUCGACUCAAUCGGUCGUCGAGAAGCGUUUGUUCAAAGCAACUGGUCAGACACGGCAUGACCUUGGACGAGAGAAGUUUUUGGAGACUGUGUUCUCUUGGAAGGAUGACUAUCAAGCACGAAUUACCAAUCAACUCAAUCGUCUAGGCGCUUCGUACGAUUGGGGGAGGGCUCGGUUUACCAUGGAUCCGCAACUAUCCAAAGCUGUUGUCGAAGCGUUUGUUCGGCUUCACGAUGAAGGCGUCAUUUACAGGUCUAAUCGACUGGUCAACUGGUGUGUUCGAUUAAACACUGCUCUUUCAAAUGAGGAGGUUGACCAAAUGGAAAUCAAAGGAAGGACAUUGUUGAGCGUCCCAGGGUACGAUGUUCGCGAAAAAUUUGAAUUUGGCGUGAUGGUUUACUUUGCUUGGGAGAUCGAAGGAACAGACGAGCGCAUUACUGUCGGUACCACUCGGCCUGAGACCAUGCUAGGUGACGUGGCUAUCGCUGUACACCCAGAUGAUCCCCGAUACAAACAUUUGAUUGGGAAGCGCCCCUUACAUCCAUUAAUCCCAACACGAAGGAUGAUUAUCGUUGGCGAUGAAAUAGCUGAUCCGGAAAAGGGAACAGGAGCUGUCAAAAUCACACCUGCCCAUUCGUUUGAAGACUACGAAGUUGGAUUGAGACAUCAACUAGAAAUGAUCAAUGUACUCAAUGACGAUGGUACCAUGAACGCCAAUGCAGGCCCUGAAUUCCAAGGUAUGAAGAGAUUUGCCGCCAGAAAGGCUGUGGUUGAAGCACUGAAGGCCAAAGGACUCUGGAUCGAGACGAAGGACAAUGGUGUGAUGCAAAUCCCUGUUUGCUCCAAGAGUGGCGAUUUCAUCGAACCACUUAUCAAACCACAAUGGUGGCUCAACUGCAAGGAACUUUCCCAAGAGACACUCAAGCGAGCCAGAGCUGGCGAAAUCAAGAUUGCACCCAAGGCUACGGAAAAAGAAUGGUACAGCUGGUUGGAAGGUAUGCGCGACUGGUGUAUCUCCCGGCAGCUUUGGUGGGGUCACAGAUGUCCUGCGUACUUCAUCAACAUCGAAGGUCAAAUACAAGAUGAAACCAAUGGUGACUUUUGGGUCGCGGGACGUACUCUUGAAGAGGCACAGAACAAAGCUCAACAGCGGUUCCCCAAUGAAAAGUUCACCCUGCGACAAGAUGAUGACGUGCUUGAUACGUGGUUUUCAUCUGGAUUGUGGCCAUUUUCAAUCAUGGGAUGGCCAGACAAGACGCCCGAUCUGGAGAAAUUUUAUCCUUCCUCACUUCUAGAAACCGGCUGGGAUAUCAUCUUCUUUUGGGUAGCCAAAAUGACGAUUCUUGGUGUCAAACUUACCGGGAAAAUGCCGUUCAGUGAAGUGUUUUGUCAUGCGAUGAUUCGGGAUGCUCACGGAAGGAAGAUGUCGAAAAGUAAAGGAAACGUGAUCGAUCCGAUCGAUGUGAUCGAUGGAAUUACACUUGAUGCGCUGGCUAAUCAAUUGCAAACCGGAAAUCUCGAUGAAAAGGAAUUGAAAACCGCUCUCGCUGGUCAAAAGGCAGAUUUUGGUAAAACUAACGGAAUCCCACCUUGUGGUGCUGAUGCCUUACGAUUUGCGCUCUGCGCUUAUACAUCUUCUGGCCGCUCAAUCAAUCUCGAUGUUCUUCGUGUUGAAGGUUAUCGGAAAUUCUGUAACAAGCUCUGGAACGCGACCAGAUUCGCUCUAUUGAAACUAGAUGAUGGCUUCACUCCUCGAUCCUCGGCUGAUCCCAAUGGAAAGGAGACUCUAGUCGAAAAGUGGAUUCUGCACAAGCUAAAUGAAUGCAGUCUGAAUGUCAACAAAGCUCUAGAAGACCGCUCGUUCAUGGCAGCCACCUCUGCGGUCCAUGAAUUUUGGCUUUACGACUUGUGUGACGUCUACAUUGAAGCUAUGAAGCCUAUGACUGCACCAGACACCCCGAUCGAGAACAAGGUUUCAGCUCAGAACACACUGUACACAUGUUUGGAUGAAGGCUUGAGGCUCCUCCAUCCUUUUAUGCCAUUUGUGACAGAAGAACUCUGGCAGAGACUGCCCCGCCGGCCAGAGGAUGCCACACCGUCUAUCUGCAAAGCGGCUUUCCCCACCCACAGACCAGUAUUUGAAGCUGCUAAAGCCUUAGAAGACUUCGACACGGUGUUUGCUGCGGUCAAAGCUGUCAGGUCGAUCGCAGCCCCAUAUGGCUUGCGGACAAAUCUCCAAGUAACCGUCUGCUCGUUAGACCAAGAUAGCGCAAAGCUGUUAGAAACUCAAAUUCCAACAAUCCAGACGUUAAUCAAGGGAUGUACGGCGGUAGUUGUAGUCACCGACACUAAAGAUAUACCAGCUGGGUGUCUUGCAGAGUCUAUAAAUAGCAAUGUUACGGCCCACCUUCUCGUUGCAGGGGUAUUGAAUCUCAAAAACGAAAUUACCAAAGCUGAAAAAAGGAUUCUAGCGAUCGAAAUGUCAGUGGAAAAACUCGAGAAACAAAUGAAACUGCCCGAAUACGAAAGCAAAAUCCCCGAUGAUGUUAAAGAAUCAAAUUCAAAGAUGUUAUUGAACUAUCAAAAGGAGAUCGAAACCCUUCAAACCCAAAUCGCCAGCUUCUCUGCUAUGGAUAAAUGAGGUUCAUUUUUUGCUUAAGAAUAGUUAAAUAAAAUGUUAUUUCUUUGUUUAUCAUUGGUAAUCCAUUAUUAUCAAUAA
Molecule: messenger RNA, 3417 nt
Organism: Puccinia graminis f. sp. tritici CRL 75-36-700-3
Lineage: Eukaryota; Fungi; Basidiomycota; Pucciniomycetes; Pucciniales; Pucciniaceae
Product: valyl-tRNA synthetase
Exons: 20
Coding region: 94-3339 (1081 amino acids)
Biological process (GO): valyl-tRNA aminoacylation
Cellular component (GO): cytosol
Molecular function (GO): ATP binding; aminoacyl-tRNA deacylase activity; valine-tRNA ligase activity
Source: RefSeq, a predicted model, not a curated record